CCUGUCUCUCGAACUAGUCGCUCCGACAGCGAUCACCCGCGCACACGUCGCGACGCCGCGCCGCACCGCUCGACGGCACGCUGCUGAUAACGCGCCCCAUUUGAACGCAACACUCCAUUUAGCUACACAACCGACUCAUUCAUAAUAUCGACGCUACGUUGCGGAUCAUUACAAUACACCAAACAGCCCAAAUUACGCGAUUAACCCGCGCUAUCCCAAACCGGCUCUGUGACCAUAUGAUCCGCAUUGUACUCGUCCGAACUGCACGGCCCUGAUCUCCGAUAUCGGUACGCAGUCACGAUGUGGAUCAACAGUUGAAAAGUGCAGUGUGUCUUUGUCUAGACAUCCGUGUUAAGAUGACUCAGUGACAGAAGACUUUCACGAAGUGCAGUGAUUAGAUAUGUGACACGAUUAUGUUGGAGAUGUGAAUGUUGACGUUUUAGUAUCCUUAACUGCUGGUGUUGUAAGGAUAGAAGCAAUGGCUGGUGCUAGUGAAGAUGGUGGCGGUGUGGAAGAGGUUCCUCCGCCCGCCGCGGCGGAGAGCCGUAAGCGUGGACUCAGCAGUUCCAUGUCUUUACGCACCAAGAAAUUGGGCCGAAGACUCUCGCGCAGCAUGUCAAUAGUGGCCCUGAAGCUGCCAGAGAAGGCGCAUAGUAUUACACGAACUUCAUCCAAGUUGAUGAAGUCUAGUAAUCGUGAUAAGAAAAAUCGCACUUUCGAACUCUCUAUAAUACUUCCGGAUAAAUCUCAGAAACAGGUGACGGUGUACGGCAAUAAUACAGUUGCAGAAGUGGUAUGCGAGCCACUUCGAGAGGUAGGAGUCACAGUCGCUGGUCUUCCUUCGGGGCCUAUAUCAGCACCUCAGGCCGUACCGUUGGAAGGCCACCUACCUUUGCCCGUGUCACUUCCGGAGGUUCCACCAACGGCUCUGCUCUUCCUCGGAGGCUCCAAAGCUCCUGUGGAACCCAGAGCCCCUGCUAGUGCCUUGGAAGGCGAAGUAUUAGUGGUGGAAUUCCAGCCACCGCAGUGGGACGGCAAAGAUCUGGAGACGUUUAUAGCCUGGGAGAAGAUUUACGCCUCUACACUGUUUUCUGCUGUGGAACUGUAUGGAAAACCGCUGUUACGAGCUGCUGUCAUUACCAAGGAGGAGUACCAUCUACUAUUUUACUAUUUGCAGUCUGUCUCUGAAGCAAGCGAAGCACUUACUGAACGUAUGAGAAAAUACAUUGAUUCUGGAUUACUAAUAAAUGAGUGUAAAAAAGAUGACAACGAUACACAUUCAAUUACCUCAAAGAAAUCUGUGAUAGAAGAAGAAGAAAAGAGUUUAUUGACAGAAUUGGUUCAAGAAGGAGUGCUAUCUCAACAAGACGUAGAUGGUUCUUCUGUGAUCACGAGAUCAGAAUUUAAUGAGUCGUCACAUAAUAGAAAAUCUGAUGAUGAUAAUAGGUCUAGUAUUUCUUCGAUUAGUACUAGUCUUCGUAAAGUUAUUGUCGAUAUACCAAUAAAUUGCGAUGAAUCUCUAGCCGACAGUUCUAUUAUAGAAUCUAGCGAUAAUGUGACCACAGUUACCAUUAGAAGUAGUGGACAAUGUUGCGCUGACCAUAGAAUUUCAGCAGAUGUAAGUGAUAACGUUUGGGCUAACGUGAGAUGGGAUUUUCUCAAUCCUACAGAUUUCGGAUAUGAUCAAAUUCGCAGUGUAAAACGAAGUCGCUCCGAUUCGGCGUUAACUCCUAUCGCUAGACGAAAAAACGAAGACAUUUACGAAACAUUACCAAAUACAGAGGACGGUGAAUCUUGUGGUAGUGUAACUCCAUAUGAGUCAAUAGAAGAUUUGUAUGAUUGUAUAAAGAAUUCACAGUAUUUAAGUGCCGCUGCUGUAGAGUCAUCACCGUCUACUGAAAGCCAAUCUGAACCGCAGUAUCCAGAUUACUAUGAAAAAUCUAGCACUACUCGCCAAAGUUCCGCGAGCAGCGAUAAAAGUGGCACAUCCUCCGCGUUUCCAUUUUCGAAAUGUGGCUCAAGUGAUUCAACAGGAGCAUUUACAUCGUGCGAGUCGACCAGCGGGAUCAGUACUUUUGCUUCUAAAAGCAUCCCGGAGUCACUAAAGCGCCGGGAGUUACCGCCUACACCCUCUGAUGGAUGCGAGGGUGAAAGCGCCAUCCUGUUGAAGCAAUUGUUUAUGGGGGAAUUAUUAGACGCGUAUGGAGAAUAUUUAUCCGCAUAUCCCUUUGCUCGCGCCCUAUUGAGGCGGAAGAUACGUCGAGAUGAACACUUCACCGCUCUUGCUGACAUCAGAAGGGGAGCAGCCAAACACACCAUCACGGACUACCUGGAGCUACCGAUCGAGCGUCUGGCGCAAUAUGAGCGCCUGGUAGGGGGCGGCUGUGCACGGCGGCGUGCAGCCAAGUUGUCGGACUUGGAGCGCGUGCAGGAUCUGUUCCCGCAUGACUACUUGGCACUCCACGAUGCAGACGCGCCUUCCGCGCUUGCCUCGCAUCAUGCUCAGAAAUCGAAGAGUCUCCGCAAACGCCCAAGCCUGGACAUCGGUGGUACAGUCAGUUCGAGUAGUGCUUCACUGUCACCACGUACUUUCAUCAUGGAAGCUCCCGUCCAACUAGCUCCUCUGGGCUCAACCUCUCCACCACUGGACCGCAACUUGUUCCUCUUCAGCGACUUACUACUCAUCGGCAAGUCGAGAGGGAUGCACUGCUUCAAGCUGAAGGAGAGUGUGAGGUUGGCUGAGGUGUGGGUGUCGUUGCCUGAUGGUGAUGAUACCGGUUUCCUCAUUGGCUGGCCCACCAUCACUGGAGUUGCUAAUUAUUUAGCGACCUAUCCCACGCAGGCUGCUAGAGACAAUUCUUAUAGGAAAAUCCAAAAUGCAUUGAAUGCGCAGCUGGAUACAGAGCCAAAAUCAACUAAUAUACAGAUUUUCUACAAAGACGCAUCAAGCGCAAUAGAAUUUUGUAAGACGGUAUCAGUAGGACCAGAGAUGAGCGCGCGCUGUGUAGUCCGACAAGCCCUGCACGUGCUUCAGACUGGUCACGAAGGAGAGGGUGAAGGAGACGGAGAGGGCGAUAAUGAGGGAGAGGGAAGAUGGGGGGCAGCCAAUGAGUUCACGCUAUGUGUCAAGAUGGCGAGGGAUGCGCCCCCCACACCGUUGCAUGGCAUUGAAAGACCUCACGCAAUUCAGAUGUCGCGCAUAAGACAAACAUUAUCGAACGAAGACGGCUUUGAUUUAGAACAUGUCAACGCUAAGAACAAUCCUUGUGGGCUGGUCUUCGAAUUGAGGAAGAAGAAUCAGGCGCUAAAAAACGGCAGCACAACUCCGGCUCGCGGUUUGCGUCUCCUGCGCCGUGGAGGGCGGCUGUUCGGCGUCGCACUCACACGACUCUGCAACGGGACCCCGCCCCCCGCGCUGCUGCAGGCCAUGCGGCGACUAAGGACGGUUGCACCGCUAACCCAUGGCGUCUUCCGUAGGAGCGCUAAUGCUAAAGCGCUGAGACUGCUCAGAGAUAAGUUGGACGCUCUGGGCCCGUGGGCGGAAAGCUGUCCCGAGCUGGACCGCGCGCCGGUAUUGCUACUGGCCGCACUGGUCAAGGAAUUCUUCCGCGCGUUGCCGCAACCGCUGCUCAUCGCCGAACUGUAUCCCUCUUGGCUGCAAGUACUUGGAUUAUCCCAAGCAGAAAAAGUAACGGCAGUCCGAUCCUUACUACUAAAACUGCCAAAGUCACACUACAAUAUGCUGACGUACUUUGUGUGUUUGCUUCAAGCCAUCGCCAAGAAAUCGAACAUCAACCUCAUGUGUCCAAUGAACCUCGGAGUUUGUGUUGGUCCUAGUCUCCUCUGGCCCAAUACUCCCUGUGACAAAGCUCCCAAAGCAGUGCCAAUGGUUGUAGAAUUACUUAUCGUUAAAGCCGACGAUUUAUUCGGGUCACAGAUUUCUUGCCUAUUGGGCAAUGGUAACCCCGAGACUUCCAAUGCGUUACUGGAUUCAGGUGCAGAAGAAAGCGACAGCCUACACUCUGUCGGCAUAUCUUUAGAUUCUAUGGAACUAUCAACGCCGCGUAAAGAGAAACUGUCAUUGAGCAGAGAUUCAGGACUAACUCUGUCUGAGGAUGACUCGAAUAGUAAUGGUGGAAACAGUCCUGCACCUAGAAAUAUUUUACACAGCCUCUCAGCUCCCAUGUGCAAUAUGCAACAAGAAUCUAAAUUGGUAACUAGAUACCAUAAUGAACACCAUAAUGUUAACGGUCUUCCACGAAUAGCCCAACGACAAAGUAAUUAUUCAAACAAAGCCGAUAUGUACAGCACUGUUAAUGAGGAGUUGUAUACUACGCCAUACACGGGAGAAAGAUAUGUACACAACUCGAUAAAUAUAGGAAUCUCGAAUGGCAUAGAUGAAAGAAAUUAUAUCUCCAAAACCGCACUUCAACGAUCAACAGCAGAUAUUUACGGUCAAAGUCCAGCGAAAUAUAUCACUGGUUUGGAGCCCCAAAAGCCACCAAGAAGUAUCUCAAAAGCAGCGCGAACUUCUAAAGUAUACAGCAUGUUUGCAGAAACGCAAGAUAUCGAUAACAAUGUUUCAAACAAAAAUUUUAAUAGGGCUAAAAGUUCUGACAACUUGUUGGAACCUAAACAAGAAUCGAUUGAUAUCAAACGGGACCUGGUUUCUAGUCAAGAAAAUAUUGUUUAUAGUAACAUACAUGAUCUUGCCAUGUUCACCGAAAAUAUUCAACGACAGAAUCAGUACCAAUCCCACGCAGAAAUUAUGUCAAAUUCAAAUUCAAACUAUUCUAGAGUGUAUACUGGAUGGGAGCAAAAAAGCGCAAAUUACAAUAAUACUCACACAUCGGAAAACAUUUAUGAACAGAUGAUGAAGACUCAAGGUGAGCCCUCGCAGAAUAAAGAUGGAAGUGUAACACCGGCAGCCACCAUUUUUACAAGAAAUGACUGGUCUCGUCAAGCAGCGAGGACGAAGAGUUUGGAAGUUAAUGAGGAAGGACAUCCCAAUAAUAAUGAGAAAAUUCGUAAUGGUAACUACGAACUCAACGUAAACGUUAAUUGUUGUCGUAAACGAAGAUUUGAUCCCGCACAUAUGUGUACUAAGAGUUGUACAAAUGGACAAUCGAUGUCGAAUCACAGAGAACCAGAAAAACAAGUCAGAAACCCACUACAGAACUCGUAUUCAUAUAUCGAUGGAAUUUACAAUAACUCCGAAGAGAGUAAAAAAUCGAGACACCGUAAUUAUAAUAACAUCAAUAAAUUGAAUCAAUCCAAAUCCCUUGCCAACAUCAUAUUACACAGUGAUUCUAGCAGCAGCGAUACAUUAUACCAGCCUCAAAAUUCCUACAACAGCCGAUCGACGGAGUCACCUGCCAGUGAAAACUCCUUCGAAAACUGUUACACGACCCAGUACAUAGAGCCCUUAUACACGUCCGUGUAUAACCGCAGAAGGGAUAUUUUCCACGAAGAUAAAUCGAAUAUGUUUUCAUCAGACAUAUAUAAAGCUACUCCUACAGCCGUGCAGCCAGAGUAUCACACGGAGAAGGAGCAGAAUAACAACAAGAAACCACCGCACAUCCCGCCGCCAGUGCCGCCGAGGAAGAUGGUCUACCAGCGGGUGCUGAAGAAGUUCCAGCCAGUUCACGUGAACAAGGAUGACAAGUCCAGAUCCAAGUCAGUGCCCCGACUGUACAACGGUGCUGACAAAAACGACCAAAACGUUUUAGCGUUGGAUUGUUCUGAAUCCGAUACGGAGUCUGAAUCAUACGUAUAGGUAUGUUAUUGAAGCACAAGUAAGUAAUUGUUCUGUUUAUGUUUGCAAGUGAUAUGAAAAAAGAAUGUUUGUAUUGAUAUUAUAGUUACACUUGAAUGAAUUAUUAUUGAUCACUUGAUUUUAUGAAUUCUUGUGAGAAUUAGAAUAUAUAUUAAUGUUAUUAGUGAUGUCAUGCGAAUCCCGCCUGAAAAUUUUAAUAUGUGACCAUAACCGUAGUUGUUUUGGUGAUGUAAUUCCAAAGACGUAAGAAUAGUUUCAACUUUUUAAUGAAGUUAUAUGUAUCGAUUAGAAUGUCAAUGAUCGAUUAAUGUAAUUAUCUGCAGUAAUAAUUUUGAAUACUUAGUAAUAUUUACUUGUGUAAUAAAACUACCUACUUCAAUUUGUGUCUCACUGUAUGUGUCAUUUAUUUGAUUUAAGAUUAAUUAAAUAUUAUUAACUGGAAUGUAUGCGUGUGUAUAUAAUGUACGAUAAAAUGUCUACCUUAGUAAGUAAAUGCUAUAAUAAAAAUAUAUUAAAUAUCUUUAAUGA
This is a messenger RNA of Plodia interpunctella (Indianmeal moth), 6304 nucleotides long. RefSeq lists its product as uncharacterized. The record is from RefSeq and is a predicted model, not a curated record. Gene Ontology annotation, biological process: signal transduction. Lineage: Eukaryota; Metazoa; Arthropoda; Insecta; Lepidoptera; Pyralidae. The transcript has 11 exons. Gene Ontology annotation, molecular function: GTPase activator activity. Bases 479 to 5776 code for a protein of 1765 amino acids.